CUGUGUAGGUGCAUGAAGGAAGAAACCUCCAAGGCCCAGCCCAUACUAGUGGAGCCCAGCAAAAUGCAAUUUCGUGUCUCCAACUCUAUCAGUGCACAGACGACUGGAAUAUCUCCACUGUCCAGAGCUAAAGUAAGAAUACACUGUAAUUGAAAAAAAACAGAGGUGUAAGAAAUUAGGGUUUGGGUAGAGAAAUGUUUGGAACGGCGAUUAGAAAUGCAGCAAAGAAACUGAAGCCAAAGAUGGGAGCGGUGACGCUGACAACGCCACCGGAACAGAGACAAACGAUAACCAGAGCUCUCUUUGAUAUCGUCAAGGAGCAUGGUCCAAUCACCGUUUCUAACACAUGGGAACGCGUCAAGGAAGUUGGACUGAAAGAUUUGACGAGCAAGAAUCACAUGAAAGUAGUUUUGAGAUGGAUGAGAGAGAGACAGAAGCUUCGUCUUGUUUGCAACCAUGUAGGCGCUCAUAAACAGUUCCUCUAUACUACUUGGUUUACCAAACCAGGUACUGCUCAAGCUGCAAUAACAACACCGACAACAACAACAACAACAAAGAGAAGCAUUCCUUCAAAGAAAAAGCUAGCACGAGCUUGAAGCUUUUAUCAUCAACAGCCAUUAGCCAAGACUCGGGAGGACAAGCCAGCUGUUUUAUGCAAUGGGAAGAAUAUUGUAAGACUAAAGUAUAAUCUUAGUGUCACUCAUUUGAAUAUUGGGCCAUAUGGUUGAUUGAAAUACUAGCACUGUGUAUUGGUGCUUUGCCAAACUGUUUUCUCUCAUUGUCAGUAAUAUGUAUUGGCAUAUCCUCUUCCUAGUAACUUGAUAAGAAUAAGAACGGCAAAUUUGAACCUUCGGUUUCAAAUUGGUUAUCAAAAUAUUUUCUACUAGACAUAACACAUGUUUCAAACAUCUUUUAAGAAGUGAAGUUGUACUGUGAAAACCAUCUAUCAAUGAAUUUAGGGUAAUUUCUUCAAAACCCUUUUGAA
Molecule: messenger RNA, 985 nt
Organism: Lathyrus oleraceus (garden pea)
Lineage: Eukaryota; Viridiplantae; Streptophyta; Magnoliopsida; Fabales; Fabaceae
Exons: 3
Coding region: 195-596 (133 amino acids)
Source: RefSeq, a predicted model, not a curated record